AUAGGCGAUAUUCGUCGUCGCUACAAAUAGACAAAUCAAACGUCGUGCAACUGAGCACCGCGUUCAAUCGUGUACAAUACCGUGCCAAAAGAAAUUUCCUCUUUUAUGUAUCGCGUUGCGUUGCGAUCGUGCGAAGCUGAUCGAAGUGUUUCCGCUUUGCUUCCAGUAUUCACGCACAGUGUUUUAAGGUUGAACGCUUCAUUUUGAUUUACCUUCCUCUGUUAAGACACCUCAACACAUAGCACAUGCUUGUAUCACUCAGCCUACGAUAAAUCCUUAUCCAGUGCCACAGUGUCGCACAGUGAGCCAUAGCCAUUUCACCGCUCAACGCUUCCCCGGACGUGCCUCCUAGUGCAGCAGCGGCAGCUUGAAACGAGACACCAGCUCCUCCCGUUUUCUGGCCCGUGGUGACUGAGAAUCGGUUCCGCAUGGUGACAAUAAUCAUACCCAUAUACGUAGUGAUAGUCGUGUUUGUGACACUGCUGGUAAUACUGUAGGGCGAGCGAGCAGCAAAGCGCCCCGGCCCAACCCUCCCAAAUGAGUGUCCCUCCCGCCGGUGCCACGGUCGUAUUCCGAUGUUGUUGCGCUCCGAGCGGCUACGGUACAGGUUGGCUGGUUUGCACUGGUGCACGUGUCACCGUGGCUGCUGCUGCUGCUGCUUCACUGCUGCCGUGCGCUAGACAGUCGAUCCGCUCGUGAGCUCCACCGUGGUCCGAGGCUAACGCGUGCAAGGCUGCUGUUGUGUUGUGUGUGUGUUGUCCGAGUACCAUCCGGCCGGCCGUUUUCCGUGCCGUUUCCGUUCGCAUUCCGUACCGGGGUCGGCGCUCCAGUGUAAGCGCAACCGUCUAGCUGCGAGGGCGGCCACCUCUUCACGUGUAAUCCGCGGGUCGCGCUAGUACUGUCGCACAGUACUAGCAGCGCCUAGCCAGUGGCCGCAAUAGCAUCGACACGCAGGUAUCCCCGGGGCCAGAACGCACCGGCGCGGACAGCGAGCGGGACGUGGGCGCAGCGCAGGCCAGCGAUCAUGGCGAAGGUGUCGGCAAGCACGCACCAGGACCCGGCCAUCCUCGACAUGAUGGAGAUCAGCAAGAAGCGCCCGCCGAAGCUGAAGUCGGCCGAUCGCACUGUUUCGAUGCGCAUCGACAACUACUCGCCGGGCAGCGGUGGAGCCGGUGGACCUGGUGGGGGUGGUGGCCCUGGUGGCGGUGGAGGAUCUUCCGUUGGUGGAAGCCGCGAAGGUGGCAGCGGGAGUGCUACGGGUGGGAGCAGUCCGAUCAUGCUCGACAACAGCCUGAUCGUGCACCACAGCCCGGUCGAGCGGCUGUCCCCGAUCUCGAUGCAGAAGCACUCGCCCGACCCGAAGGUGUUCUUUCGCAGCGAAGCCUCACCGACCUCGCUCAAGGUGGAGGAUCCGUGGAGCAUCGCGCGGAAGCAGUUUCGCCGCUCGGACACGCUGCACGUCUACUCGCCCUCGAUGCAUCAGCUGCGCAAAGCCACCUCGUUCCAUUCGCGCAGCAACAGCGGAGGCUCCAACCCGGACGAGAUUGUGGCCGCACCGAUCAUCCGGCACAGCAGCGUGCGGCACACGCAUAUCUACCCGCGCGAGUACCUCGUCAAGCAGGACAGUGGCGGCGGCGUCAGCAGCGGUGGCGGCGAGGACGAGGAUGAGCAGCUGACGGUGGCAGCGGCGGCCGCUGCUGCCGCGGCCAGCUACCGCCAGCACUCGCCCAACGUGAGUGCCAACCGGCGCAACUGCCAUAUGCAUCGCUCGUUCAACGACCAGCAGAAACGCAAUGCGGCCUUUCUCCGGCGGGACUCGGUAAAGUUUCACUCGCUCGGCGACGACAUCCCGGCAGAGGUGGUGGACCGGAGCCCGCGCGAAGCGAAAAAGUUCAGCUCGGCCAACGCGUCGCUGGAGAACGAGAUCUAUCGGUCGCGCAGCAACAGCCGCACAGACAAGAAGGGCGAAUCGUUCUCGGACUUUGUCAGCCGGCAGAACAGCAAGAAGUACAACCAGAAGAACAGCACCACCAGCCUCGACCAGGCACUGCCGUACGUGGGUGGGAGUGGCGGGGGCAGCUUUCGGCGCUCCCUCAUCCAGCACUCGAACGCGCACCUGCUCAGCCCGAACCCGCCGUUCCUGGACGACUUCAAGCCGCAGAAGUCGCCCAUCUUCGAUCAGAAAAAGUCCUACUCGCUGCGCUACAAGAACGGGCGGCAGGAUGCGCGGGAAAACUUUAAAGCGAAAAAGUCGAAGAGCUUCAUCGUCGAUCUGGAGCCGCCGCCACCGGCCAUCAUCAGUGCGACCGGCAGCCCGUACCGCAAGGACAGCAUGGCCUUCACGCCGGAGGAAGCGGACAAGAUAUACAAGGCAUCGCGCAAGCUGUCCUCCAACCUGAUGCUGGACGACAUCGGCCGGACGACGGACAUAUCGCCCAUCCCGAUGGACAUCAUGGACAUCAACUACGGCGUGAUCAUGAAGACGUACCAGAUGAACCGCCAGAAGUCGCUCGGUGCGUCGCGCAAGGGCCGGCGAAAGUUUGCCGACAAGAAGCUGGCGGGCAGCAGCUUCGACGACGAUACGGAAUCGUCCAAGAAGCGCAAGCGCAUCGUCUGUAUCGUGAUGACCGUCUUCCUCGCGCUCGCCCUGUUCAGCGUGCUGGCGGUGCUGGUGACGCUUACCCACACCAGCUCCGGCGGUUCCAGCACGUCCACGCAAACCAAGACGCAGUACACGUUCGCACGCGACACGCCGAUCCACGCCAUCCCGACCUACAUGGUGUCGAAGGACUCGCCGAAACACUACAACGGUGCCAAUUGAUGCGGCAACUUUAGCCGCUCGCGCCCACUGAAUGCGCCCGUGUCCCGCUGGCAGGCACGCGGCAGCGGCAGUGGUGGCGGCGGCGGCGGCGGCACCGGCGGUGGUGGCGGUGCAAUUACGUCCGACACCAUCAGCUGUCUGGUGGAGCAGCACAGUUAGUAGCGCCUGGGGCGACGUCGUCGUCGCCGGCGUAGUGUUGUAGCGGUUAGCCGUAAUGGAACUAGCGGAAGCGACAGCAACAGCACCAGCGAGGACGUUACCGCCCAUCGUAAGGUAGAGCAGGGGGACGGAGCAGCAGGAGGGAACAGCUUCCGUGGUGGCAAGGAUGGUGAACUUAGCGCGAACAUAACAAUAUCCAACGAAGUGCCAAGGACGACCCGGGCGCAACAGCAUCGUUACGCACGUGGACGGCCAAAUUUUUUUAGAAACAAUCUCAUCGGACGCCGGAAACGGGUAUGGAGGCUGCGGUUACCGGCAAACAUCGCUCGGGUUCGAGCAGCACUGAUACAAACCGUAGCAAGAGGUGCCGAUACUGGCGGUGGCAGCGCCUAGCACGGUGCAUAGGAACAGUAGCGGCAGUAACAGGAGAUGCCACGGAGCUUACCAGUAGAGAGAAAAGGAGAGAGUGUGUGUGUCGGCUUGAAGAAACGGAAGACGUCACGAAGUGCGCGUUGGGUCGUGAGUGAGUGGUUUUGUGAGAAGAGUAUGGACGAGCACGGGCUCGUACACGACUGCAAAGUGUGCCAAGCGAUCACGGGGACGAUCGGACGGGAUCCACGCCACGAUUCAGCCGGUAGCCGGUAUCGAACGCAAUGGAGGAGCAAUCGCAUCUAACAUAUACGAAACAAUAAGUGGAUCUAAUCUAGUGCAAUAUUAAUCGGAACGUCUAGCGCGCUGAACGCGAAAACAGAAUUCUACCACUACCACGUAACACGUAAAACAUAACUCUAAACAAAAGACAAGCAUGAUAAACUAAAACACGGGAAAGCGAAACUAAAAGCCCAUAAAAAGGAAGCAGAAAGCAUAUUUAUUGGGUAAAACAUUUUAAUAAAGCAAACUAAAAAGCAUAGCAUAACCUUGAACGAUGGAUACUGCAGGAGAGGCGGAAUGCUUACCGGAAAGGCAUAUUACUAGUGUGAACGGUAUCGCAACAUCUAACCUUAAAGUACAUCACGUCAAACAAUAAAGCAACAUAAAGUAAACGGACAAAAUAAUCACUAAAAACGUUAAACAAACAAACAAACAUGCAAACAAAACCAAACAAAACUUAAUCAAAAGCCAACCAUCAAAAAGUGAAGUAAACAUAACAUAUACUAACAAGUAAACGCAUAAAAAAAAGAUAACCCAUAAUAUAGAUUCCGUGUAUGCAAACGUAGCAACUGAAGAUAUUGUGGACAUCGUGUAGUAUGUUUUUUAUAUAAUAAAACAAAACAAAAACUGAAGCGCACAUAUAUCACACUGCAGAAAUGUACGCAAACUGUAACAUUUCAACGGCCGUGAAUGAAAUACGUCAUAAGGUGUCAGUUAGGUUCCAUUUUGGAUACCGAAUCCAUCUACUGUUCGUCAGUGCAGAAAAGUAAAGCUAGUAUACGGAAGUGUCGUGUAGCGUUAUUUCGUUCGUUAGUGCCUAUUCCUGGUGUUUUGGUCUUCCCUUUGUUUUAAUGUAAACCACUAUCACAACAGCGAGUACAUCCGCGUACGCAAUGGUGAUAAUUGCAUAUUAGAAUGUCGCAUGAAUAGUCGUCCACGCGUUGUACCGAAUGUCAACACACAACACCUCAACGUCCUGUCUCGUUGCGCACAAGCAAAAAUAAGAAAAAAAAAGAAACUCACCUACCCUUGUUCAUCACCGUCAGAACUGGACUGUCAUUAAGUACGGCAUUUUCAACGCUAGUGGCCUUAAACAGUAACACGCCGAAAUGGAGCAUGGGAGCGCAAGCGUGGCAUCGUGUACGGUGCCGUUUAUUGACCUGACUAGGUUUCACUUCAAAUGAGUUCGUUCGAUGAGCGAACUUGUUCGACCAUGAAAGUGUCCGUGCGUGUGAACCAUUUUAUGCUCGAUUAAUGGAUACAUCAACAUGAAAGAAGCAAAAAAGGUGUUGAUUGCACAGUGCGCCAAGAAAACGAACGUCUCAUGCGAGAGUCUCUCGAUAGGGCGAAGAUGAUUAAAAACUACACCGAGUACAACCGGAUGAUUGGCGGCGAUGAAAUUCCUUAACGAU
This is a messenger RNA of Anopheles arabiensis, 5043 nucleotides long. RefSeq lists its product as uncharacterized. Bases 1025 to 2821 code for a protein of 598 amino acids. NCBI's taxonomy places the organism in Eukaryota, Metazoa, Arthropoda, Insecta, Diptera, Culicidae. The transcript is spliced from 3 exons. The record is from RefSeq and is a predicted model, not a curated record.